GUAGGCGGGGCAGUUGUAGUUUGUACUCCUGUAGUUGUAGGUGGGGCAGUUGUAGUUGGUACUCCUGCAGUUGUAGGUGGGGCAGUUGUAGUUGGUACUCCUGCAGUUGUAGGUGGGGCAGUUGUAGUUGGUACUGCUGUAGUUGUAGGUGGGGCAGUUGCAGUUGGUACUCCUGUAGUUGUAGGUGAGGCAGUUGUAGAUGGUACCACUGUAGUUGUAGGUGAGGCAGUUGUAGUUGGUACUCCUGUAGUUGUAGGUGGGACAGAUGCAGUUGGUACUUCUGUAGUUGUACGUGGGGCA
Staurois parvus is the source of this 300-nucleotide messenger RNA. Lineage: Eukaryota; Metazoa; Chordata; Amphibia; Anura; Ranidae. The record is from the annotation of a GenBank genome assembly.